This is a messenger RNA of Gongylonema pulchrum, 207 nucleotides long. The record is from the annotation of a GenBank genome assembly. NCBI's taxonomy places the organism in Eukaryota, Metazoa, Nematoda, Chromadorea, Rhabditida, Gongylonematidae.
AUGUGUAUUUUCCAGGCUUCAAUAGCAACAGUAAUGACACAACCGUUGGAUGUAAUGAAAACACGAAUGAUGAAUGCGAAACCGGGCCAGUUCAACGGUUUCAUACCAGCAUGGGUGCGAUUGGCACCGCAGACGAUUCUCACGUUUAUUUUCCUGGAACAGCUCCGUCUAAACUUUGGUUAUCAUCGAACACCACCAACCAAAUAA